AUGGACUCGUACCUGAUCCGCGUGAACGGCCAUGGAGAUCAUGCCCCUAUGCUAGAUGUUCAUCUCAAGAGUACUGGGAACACCAUGCCACCAGCGAAGGCGAAAGGCCGGAAGCCAAGAUGGGCUGUCAGGGCUUCUGAAAUGUCAAAGAAGACUUUCAAUCCUGUCCGAGCCAUUGUAGACAGCAUGAAGGUGGAGCCCAACCCAAAGAAAGCCAUGAUCUCCUUAUCCUUAGGAGACCCAACGGUCUUUGGGAACCUUCCCACAAAUGAUGAGGUCACACGGGCUAUGAAGGAGGUUUUGGACUCAGGCCGGUGCAACGGUUAUGCUCCAUCUGUUGGCUACCAGUCCUGCCGGGAAGCUGUGGCUGCAUACUACAGCUGUCCAGAGGCACCACUGACAGCCCAGGAUGUCAUCUUGACAAGUGGCUGCAGUCAGGCCAUAGAGCUUGCCUUGGCAGUGCUGGCCAACCCAGGCCAGAACAUCCUGGUGCCACGGCCUGGCUUCUCCCUCUACAAGACUCUGGCAUUGUCUAUGGGGAUUGAGGUCAAACUCUACAACCUCUUGCCAGAGAAGUCCUGGGAAAUUGAUUUGGAGCACUUGGAGUCUCUGGUGGAUGAGAAGACAGCUUGCCUCAUUGUGAAUAACCCGUCGAACCCCUGUGGCUCUGUGUUCAGCAAAAGCCACCUCCAGGAGAUCCUGGCAGUGGCAUCAAGACAGUGCGUGCCCAUCCUUGCUGACGAGAUCUAUGGAGACAUGGUGUUUGCUGACUGCAAGUAUGAACCCAUUGCAACCCUGAGCACCAAUGUGCCAAUCUUGUCCUGUGGUGGCUUGGCAAAACGGUGGUUAGUCCCCGGCUGGCGGAUGGGCUGGAUCCUAAUUCAUGACAGGAGAGACAUCUUUGGUAAUGAGAUCAGGGAUGGCCUUAUAAGACUGAGCCAAAGGAUCCUAGGACCCUGUACAAUUGUCCAAGGAGCACUGGAGCGUAUCUUGGACCGAACACCACCUGAGUUCUACCAUAACACUCUGAGCAUCCUCAAGUCCAAUGCUGACCUUUGUUACGCUGCCUUAUCAUCUAUCCCUGGCCUUCAGCCUGUCCGGCCCUCUGGAGCCAUGUACCUCAUGGUCGAGAUUGAGAUGGAACAUUUCCCGGAGUUUGAAAAUGAUGUGGAGUUCACUGAGCGACUCAUCUCAGAGCAGUCUGUGUUCUGCUUGCCAGCCACGUGCUUUGAGUACCCCAACUUCUUCCGCGUGGUGAUCACCGUGCCCGAGGAGAUGAUCCUGGAGGCCUGCAGCCGCAUCCAGGAGUUCUGCGAGAUGCACUACCAGGGUGCUGAGGGGGCCCAGGAUCUGGAAUGUGACAAGUAG
Acanthisitta chloris (rifleman) is the source of this 1368-nucleotide messenger RNA. RefSeq names its product tyrosine aminotransferase (gene TAT). The coding region runs from base 1 to 1368 and encodes 455 amino acids. The record is from RefSeq and is a predicted model, not a curated record. The transcript is spliced from 11 exons. Gene Ontology annotation, biological process: aromatic amino acid catabolic process; biosynthetic process. Gene Ontology annotation, molecular function: pyridoxal phosphate binding; L-tyrosine:2-oxoglutarate transaminase activity. Lineage: Eukaryota; Metazoa; Chordata; Aves; Passeriformes; Acanthisittidae.